Molecule: messenger RNA, 1184 nt
Organism: Hermetia illucens (black soldier fly)
Lineage: Eukaryota; Metazoa; Arthropoda; Insecta; Diptera; Stratiomyidae
Product: U5 small nuclear ribonucleoprotein 40 kDa protein
Exons: 3
Coding region: 108-1151 (347 amino acids)
Cellular component (GO): catalytic step 2 spliceosome
Molecular function (GO): RNA binding; protein binding
Source: RefSeq, a predicted model, not a curated record
CAAAUUUGACACUACUUAGGUUAAGAGCAUUGUUGUUAUCCUCCAGUCAGCGAUCGAAAAGAGAAUAAUUAAGUUUUGUGUGAAAAAUAGUCCAUUUUAGACCAACGAUGGCACAAAAACGCACUUCAAGUGCCCUAGUAGUAGCUCCCGAAGCUAAAAGAACCCGAAAUGAGUUGGUGGGAUACACAAAUAAGGACAAAGCUCUGAUGGAAGCCGGAAUACAAAGAACAUCUAGUCUGCUGGCUCCAAUUAUGUUGCUCGAAGGUCAUCAAGGCGAGAUAUUCACCUGCGAAUUCCACCCGGAUGGAGAACUGUUGGUUUCGUCUGGGUUUGACCGGCAAAUUUACAUUUGGAAAGUGUAUGGCGAAUGUGAAAAUAUUAUGGCUUUGUCUGGACACACAGGCGCGGUAAUGGAGGCUCACUUUUCCACGGACGGCGGCAACUUGUUUACCUGCGCCACUGACAAAACGGUUGCAAUAUGGGACGUAACCUACGGCACAAGGAUCCGCAAAUUGAAAGGCCACACUACAUUCGUGAAUUCUGUUCAGGGCACACGAAGAGGUGUACAGACUUUGGUGUCGGGUUCAGACGACAGAACCAUCAAAACCUGGGACGCUCGCAAGCGCUUCCCACUUCACACAUUCGAGAGUGGGUAUCCAGUUACCGCAGUUUGCUUCAACGAUACUGGCGAGCAGAUCAUAUCGGGCGGGAUCGAUAAUGAUAUUAAAAUUUGGGACAUGCGGAAGAAUGAGAUCCUCUACAAACUUCGCGGCCACACCGACACCAUCACGGGACUCUCACUGUCCCCCGAUGGGUCCUACAUUCUCUCCAACUCGAUGGACAACACUCUGAGGAUUUGGGACAUUCGGCCGUACGCCCCGGCUGAACGCUGUGUGAAAAUUUUCACGGGAAACCAACAUAAUUUCGAGAAGAACUUGUUGAGGUGUGCCUGGUCGCCGGACGGCAGCAAGAUUUCAGCCGGGUCUGCUGAUCGAUAUGUGUACGUUUGGGACACGACGACAAGAAGGAUUUUGUACAAACUGCCCGGGCACAAUGGAAGCGUGAACGACAUCGACUUCCACCCGAAGGAGCCGAUCAUCCUCUCCGCGUCGAGCGAUAAGAAUUUGUAUUUAGGGGAAAUAGAGAUGUAAAGAGUUUUAGGGAAUAAAAAUUUGAAAGUGGAA